Messenger RNA from Sinocyclocheilus rhinocerous, 1793 nucleotides. RefSeq names its product C-type lectin domain family 4 member E-like. NCBI's taxonomy places the organism in Eukaryota, Metazoa, Chordata, Actinopteri, Cypriniformes, Cyprinidae. The transcript is spliced from 9 exons. Bases 257 to 1063 code for a protein of 268 amino acids. The record is from RefSeq and is a predicted model, not a curated record.
CCUCACAGACUUGAACCUUGAGUAAACCACACUUCUUGUGUCUGUGUCCUUCUGGUCCCGGGUACCCGCAUCUGUGCUCCAUCACUCAACCUGAUCUAAUCUUCUCAAACAAUUUAUUUUAACAGUUGUGGGCCCGUCCGCGAAGGGGGGAUUCUCCCUGUGAACCAGGAAAAGCACGCCAGAGAUCAGGAAAGGACCUACAAUAAAGGAGCAGCACUCAAGUCUCAGUGGACACGUCUUCUGUCAGGCUCAAGAAAUGGACUCAGUCUUUCAGACUUCUAGUUUCAUGUAUUCAACAGUUGAUUCAGAUGAAAUACACUCUCAGUACAAAGGUAACUCCACUGAAGAGCAGGAAAGAUUUUGUCCACCUAAAUGGACAGAAGUUCUUCUGAUUGUCUCUCUGUUUUUUGCUCUUGGAGGUCUCUGUGCUCUGAGUAUACUGUAUGUCAGUGUUUCAGUGAAGCUGUCUGCCCAGGAAACUAAUGUCACCAUCAUGGUGAGAGAGACUGAGGAACUUCGAGCCAAUUACACCAGAGUUACAGAAGAUCUCCGCAUUAACGAUAUCAUGGUGAGAGAGCUUGCAGCUAACUACAGCAUAGUUGGAGAACAACUGUCUUUUUAUGAAGCAUUUACAGCUCAGUCUUUGAACUGUGAUAUGAGCUUGACAUCUUUUCAUGGAAAGUUGUACUUCUUCAGCUCUAAUAAAAUGGACUGGUCAAGCAGCCGUGCUUUCUGUGUUUCAAAAGGAGCUGAUCUGGUCACCAUAACCAGCCUAACAGAACAGCUGUUUCUGGCCUCUAAAAUUAAAGAUACGUACUGGAUUGGUCUCAAUGAUCUGGACACUGAGGGACUUUGGGUUUGGGUGAAUAACCAAACUCUCAAUGAAACUGGAGUACUGUUUUGGCACGGGAGAGAUUCUGAGAUAAGUGAACCUGAUAACUGGAAAAAACUGGAUCUCACUGGAGAAAACUGUGCACUUGUGAACAACAAUUUCAACUAUUUAAACAAUUGGUUUGAUAGUUCUUGCAAUUCUAAGUGGAAGUUUAUCUGUGAAAAGAAAUAAUUUACCUCCAUCAGUGAUGCUUAACAAGGUCUAUUAUGUAUAUGCACAGAAAACAAGGCUCUUUUGGAUUUAUUUACUCAGAUUAAAAAUGUUUUUUUUUCUCCAGUGAUUGAACUGAAGCUCUGUAAUUAUGUAUCCUGUCAUUUUGAUUUUUAUUUAAGUGCUUAAGUAUCCUAUAUGAAACUGCUGUGCACUCAAAAAACUAUUUAGGCCUAAAUGUAAGAUUUAUAUAUUUGAAUUGCAUAUACAAUUUCUGCCCAUUUGGCUUACACAUUUUUAACAAACUAAUAAGCUUAAUGUGAUGCAUAUUUGUCAGUCAGAUCAUGGCAUCAUUAUUGAAAUGCAUGAAUUCAAAUAGCUGAGAACCAGCACAAACAUGUUCAUUGUGAAAAUUACAUUUAUUCAGUUAAAAAGUAUAAACAUGGUUAAAAUAUGGCUAGCUGUGGAUCAAGCAAUACUCAGUUGGUUACAAUGUAUGAGAUUGAAACCAAUUGGAUUUAUUGAUGAUAAACACAUAAGGUUCAAGGUUCUUUAUUUGUCACCUACAUAUACAUGUGAUGCAAUGUAGUGAAAUGAUUUUUCCCUAGUUUCUCAUCCCACAAUGCAAAAAUACUAACAACAAUAAUAUAAAAACAAGAACCCCCCAAGAAAAAUAUAUAAAGCCAUAAACAUAAAUAAGAUCAAUACAGUGCAAAAUCUGCAAAUUAUAUAUUUAAUACUAAUAAAAGUC